Messenger RNA from Mercenaria mercenaria, 8196 nucleotides. RefSeq lists its product as uncharacterized. Bases 124 to 3264 code for a protein of 1046 amino acids. Gene Ontology annotation, biological process: double-strand break repair via homologous recombination; DNA double-strand break processing involved in repair via single-strand annealing. Gene Ontology annotation, cellular component: site of double-strand break. The transcript is spliced from 13 exons. The record is from RefSeq and is a predicted model, not a curated record. Lineage: Eukaryota; Metazoa; Mollusca; Bivalvia; Venerida; Veneridae. Gene Ontology annotation, molecular function: damaged DNA binding; single-stranded DNA binding; double-strand/single-strand DNA junction binding.
AAACAAUCAAACACAACCGCCAAAUACCGGGUAAUUUGAGUGUUAUAUAAAUGUAAAUUGUGCAAAAUUAAUCUUUUAUAUGAGAUGCUGUGUUUCAAAACUACACAGGAAACAUCGUGAAUCAUGGAGAAUUUAGAUCAACAUACUAGUGGAACAAUGGAACAACUUUUGAAAAGAGCUUAUACUGUUCAUAAAGAUGUGAUAAAAGGAGUAACUGUAAAUUUGACAAAGUACAAAGCAGCAUACACCAAAACUGUAGAAAAGUGCCAUCAGCUACAAAGAAUCAAUGAUGAACUGGAAUCCGAGAACAGAAAGUUGAGUACCGCCAUCACAACAAAACAGGGCAGAGAUGGAAGCUGCUGUGAGGUUAUCCGACAGUCCCUGGAUACUGUUAUAUCAUCAUACAAACAGAUGCUGGCAGACAAAGAUACAAGAAUCUAUCAGCUGGAGGAUGAGCUGAACAGGCUGAGAAGAAGUGCAGGGAAUGUUAGUUCUGAACAAUUGUGUGUGAAAAGCAGCCUUGUCUUCCCACAAACUUCACCGGAGGAGCAUGUUGAACAGAAUCCUGAUUCUACAUCAUGUACAACACCGAAGGUAUCCAGACAAAGGCUUAACUUGCGUCUGGAAACCUCAGCUAUUUCUCCAGAUGAGGAACUAGUAUUUGAUACAAGUACAGAUGAUACUGUAAAAUUGAAGUUAAAUCGAAAAAGGAGUAAAAGAAGCAGAUAUUCAGAGGAUGUAUCACCAGAUCACAAGAAGCCGCGCAAGUUAUCACCACUGACCGAAACAGUAAAAACUGCCAAUAAACAUAAAGCUCAAAGUAGUGACAGUAGUGACACACAAAAUAAAGAAACAAAACUUUCUGAAACAGCAAAUAAUAAAACAGUUGAAAAGGGAAGGAAUGGAAAAAGAAAGAAAGAUAGUCAUAAAAUACUUGUAUCUGAUACAUGUGUACCAGAUCUAAAUGAAUCUCUUGUAUCGAAAGGUUUUGAUACGGGAGGUCCUAAUGGUCGUAAGGAAUCUGAUCUUGUAUCAAGAAAACAGUUUGAUACAAGUGUUUUAGUUGUGCCAGAAACACUUGCUGUAGAUAUGGACGAUACGUUUGUACCUGAAGAUAGCUCUGGGAAAACAUUUGGUAAAGCAGGUGAAAAGUUUGAACCAGAACUGACAGAUAUUUCUGAAGGUUGUGAGGAAUCUAAUACUUUAUGUGCAAGUAAUGAUGAAACCAAAGUCGAAACGGAUUUUGCUGAUCAACAUUUGAAGAAAAGCCUGAUUGAAACAAAAGCCAAAACCAAAAGGCACAAGUCAGUAGAGAUUCCGGAAAGUUUUAGAAGUAUUUUGGAAAGCUCAGAGAGUGACAGUGAAAAAGGAAAGAAAAGUGACUCUUGUGAUUUGGAUCUUGAUUGUGAUAGUCUUGUCAAAGAUUCAGAUGAAGAAACUUUCUUUGAUAGUUUACCAAGUUCACAAACAUUUGUAAAGUCCAAGCCCAAAGGUAAACUUGGAAAUGAUAAUACUGACAGAAACACAAGAAACACUUGUAAAAACAUGGAAGAAGUUAAUGCUUUAUUUGAAACACCUGCCAGAAAAGACAGCACAAAUGAAAACUCAGAAAAAGCUCCCAAUGACACUGGUACUAGAAAACCAUUAUUUAAAAAAGGUAAAAAGGAAAACCUACAGAAAGAGGUGCAAAAUGAAGUAAUUUUGAGACGAUCACCAAGGAAACACAAACCAGUUAAAACAUACAGGCCACCACAAACACCUACAAAAGUAAGAACCAAAUUAGAUCAGGGCAGUAGUAGUCCUAAAGGUAAAAGAGAAAGUCAAAUAAGAAAUAACGAAGGUUUUGUUUCUGAUGACUCGGAUAAUGAUCUAACUAUAGCCCCAGAACACAGUGUUGAUCAUCAAACAGAAUGUGAAAGUGAGACAAUAGAUUGUUAUAAUGUCAUGCCUGUUAAAGAUGGUAACCUUGUUCCAAGCAGAAAAUUUCAAGUGAAAGUUAAAGGAAUGAAAAAAUCAAAUAACUCAAAAGCACUAAAUGAGCCACUAGAUUGUGAGAGACGAACUGUCCAGAUUGUAAAUGUUAAUGAAACUUUGAAGUCACCUUCGAUUUUAGGUCAGGAUCUGAAAUCGAACAGUGCUGUUGGGUCUGAAGUUAUAGCUAUAAAUAGUUCCAGUAGUAGAAGUUCGGGUAAUGGUGAUAAUAACAAUUCAAAUGCAGAGUCACCAUUGAUGUUUAAAACUGAUAGGAAUAAAGAACACAUUGAUGAUGAUUUGGAAAUUGUAGACUGGAAAUCUACAAAAUCAAGGAAGAAGAAAAGUGACUCUCAGAAUUCACUAUCAUUGUCAUCAAAACGGACAAGUUUGAGGUCUUCACAGCAUGGUGAUCAAUUCAAGAAGCCAGGAAAAGAUGUUAUUAGUAUAACACGAAAGUCUUCACCAAAAGGUCUCCAACAAACCACAUUGACACAGAAAUUUUUCAGUCCAAAAAAAAUGUCAAAAAAGAAAAACACUGAAGUGGGGGAACAAAGUAAAAUAGAAACAAUGAAACUAGAUAAAGAAUGCAGUGUUCUUAGGGAGUUAAAAGAUCAAAAUGGAAAUUCAGGUGUUGGAGGAAGGUUAAAUGGAAGUCUGGACCCAUCAGCUGAACUUUCGGAAUGGUGCAAGGAUCCAGAAACAUUACCAUCUCUUGAUACAGAUUUCUGUGAGGCUGACUUACGUAGUGGUGAGAAUUCUCCACCAAAGACAUCAACACUGGCUGUUGAGGACACUCAGGAUAUACCAUGUAGUUCAACCAGCUAUAAAUUCCUACCCAAGAAACCCAGAAGAAAAGACAUUGAAAAUACUGACCCACAAAGAGCAGCUGUAGACAUAGAUGAUAGUUUUGACAGGUUACCUAAGAAUAAAGGUUCUGGCAUUGCUCAUGUAGCUGUUGUUAGGAAACGAGAUGAGAGACAGAAAUUGCAGGGACAUGGCUGUAAGGAAUGUUUACAGUACUACAAGUCUGCAGGACGUUCAGAUGAAGAGAUAAAACAGCACAUGCACCAGUGUUCACGUCAUCGAGCCCAGUAUGUUCCACCCGAUACACCACCUCAUUUCUGGUCUGUUGGGUUUAUAGAGACACAGGAAAAUGAUGAUACAGUGGUGAAGGAAAGUGAAAUUGGUUUAGAAGAGGAAUCUGAUGUACAGACAUACAGAAGAAGAAAAAGACUCAAUAAAUGCUUCAGAUCGAAAAAUGAAAAUUCAGUUUUGGAAGAUGAUACUUAAAAUACUUAUUAAUCUCAUAUUAUGUCUGACUUUCCUAAUUUCUUUAGUAGUAUUUCAUUUCAUAAUAAGAUAAAAGUUGGUAAGUGCAUACACUGUAUGGUUUUACAUAGCACUCCAAAUCGAUAAUUAUUAUUACCUGUAUAUAGAUAAUUGUGAAUAUAUUCAGAACUGGAUUUUGUUCUUGAAUGGUAUUUAUUUAAUGUUGCUCUUUUGUUAAACCUUUAUUUAGAUUAUACUCUUGUUAUUUAUGUUGUUUUAUGGGUUAAGGUAUUUACUAUUUUCUCACCACUUGCAGAUUGAGUUUUAAAGAAAAUAGCACUAAUUUUUGAAAACGGUGUGAUUAAAAUGUUCAACAUAGAUUCAAUUUAAUUUCUCUGGUUUAAAAUUAAAUUCAGCACCAUUAAUUUUUUCUGCAGAAUAUGGGUUUGUUACAAACAUCUUCUUGUUAAAUUGUUAGAAAGUUACAUUCAGAGUUAAACUGCAUGAAGUCUAUGGAAAAAGUUGCAUUUUCAACCUAACAGUGGAUUUUAUUGUUAAAAGUGAAAAGGUACAUCUUGAGAUGUUUUUUUUUAUCAAAGAAGAAAAUCUAUCAACAAAUUUAAUGUAUGUAUUCUUCAAGUAUGGUGCUUAAACGAUGGUAGGACAGACCUUUGGUACCUUAAACAUUAUUCUUCCAGGAAAAAUCCAUGCAUAUUUCCGAUGUCACAUUGAUGUACAGUGUAACCUGCUUUAGUCUUCUAUUAAGCAGCCAACCUGUCUUAAGCAGCCAGUGUCUCAUUUCCCAAACUGGUCUUUCAUUCUUUAAAUUACCUGCAUUAAACAGCCACCUGCUGUAAGCAGCCACUUUUUAUUUCUCCCAUGGCUGGCUGCUUAAGACAGGUUUUACUGUAUUAUUUUGUGCCAUAUAGGAGUGCUACUAUAUUUGAUCUACUGUGUUAUAUAAAAGAAGUUUCAGAAAUGGUGUAUCAGAAUGAUGUUACUCAUCUGUAAAGAUUAAUAGGUGUGAAAACUUAUACCUUAGGAGAGCAAAGACAUGUAAUGAAUAUCUUGGGACAUGCUACUUCCCAUAUUAAAACACAGUUAUGAUUGACAUCACAGCGACCUACUGUACUGGGCAUCAUACAUUUUAAAUAAAGACAUGAUGCAGAACCAUGUUUUAACAUAUCUCAGCAAUACGAAUUGGUUAUACGCCCUCAUGAAAUAAAUUCUGCAAGCUUGUAACAUUGAGGUUCUGCUAUAUAUUAUUUGGGAAAUAGAUUUUAGUUUUGCAUGCUUUUUUGGCAAAUAAAACACGGUUUUGAGUUCAGAUGCGUAAUCCAAUCACAAAGGCCGAAUGCCUGAGUGAUUUAUUAUGAGGCAUCUGAAUGAAAUACUGUAAACCUAGAAAUGUUCGCGGAUACUAUAUUUCGCGUUUCCAAAACAUGAACAUUUUUGCGGAUACAAAUCUUUGCGGAAUCAUAUCCAUCGCGAAUCCUGCGAAUAUGAAGUCGCAAGUGAACAUAUUUAGUAUUAUAAGGUAAGUAUCACUGCAUUGUUGCAUUUAUAGUAUUCUCGAAAACAUUGUUUUAUUGUAUCCUUCAAUUAUAAAUGCACCCUAAUCCCAUCCAUAUCAACGGUUAUUCACACCUCCAAUUAUUGACAGUCAGUAAAUUGCUGUUAUUACACUGUCAUUUGUUUGCCAUUUAAAUAGGCGAUUAAUCCACACUUUGCAGAAAUAAACACAAUAUUUUACUUGCAAAUAAUAUAUCGUAUUGGCUGCAAACUGCAUGUUUAUGUCGUUCGAUAGAUGCAUAUUGUUUUUGUUUUUAUCCCCUGUUUGUCUUACGGAUCGAUAUUGAAAAAUUAAUGCUGUUGCUUCAUAAAUAAGUAAAUUGUAAAUCAAUUGAAAUAAUAUGGAUUUGUGCACUCAUGUUAUACAGUUAUGGUGCUAGAAUAUGAAUUAUUAAUAUCCAGGUAUGUGUAAGCACAAAACCAUUUUAUAGCGAUCUAUAUAAGCUGAAGCUAGAAUAUUUCACGUUUUUGUUAGAACAGAGUUUUUCGCGGCUAUUUAAUUUCACGGAAAUAUACUACCCGCGAAAGGCGCUAAUUUAAAUACCGCGAAAACAAUUCUAGGUUAACAGUAAUGUGUUUUAUUUGCCAACAAAGCAUGCAAACUAAAAUCUAUUUCCAUUCUAACUUGUUUGAAUUACACCAGGAAGGGAUACUAAUCUGGCAGUUUUAAAUAUGAGGGAGUAAAUUGAAAUAGCCCAAAGUAGGUCAUUUUGUGAAACAUGUUCUAAUCAAAAGAAAAUAAACAGUAAAAUCCUUCUUUGUUUAUAUAAUAGAAAGUCAUAAAAGUGUUAGAAUUCUUAAUUACAUCAGGCUGAUAGUGGAAAAUUACAUAUUACUCGUGGUAUUGCACUUUGUUUCUUAAAAGUUGAAAGUGGACGGGUGACAUUGCAUUUUCUGUCGAAGGACUUAAUCAUUUGAUGAUUUAAAUUGUAUAUUCAAUAAAGAAUUUGUACAUAAAGGUAUAAAAGUAUGAAAAAGAUAAUCAAGCAGCACUUCUGGGUUAGCUGGAUAAUGAUGGAGAGAAAACAUCAUCAUUUUGCCCCAAGUGGCAUUAUCACGUUUGAUUUAAGCCAGUUUCUGUUGUUUUUUAUUUCAUGGUUGUCCUGUACUUGACAUUUUGGUAACAUUUUCAAGGAGAUAUUUUGCAUUUAUAAGAAGAUAAACAAACUUUGUCUUCAUACACAUAUUUUAACUGUCAGUUUGGAAGAUGUUUAGUAGUAUUGACCUGUCAAGACAACAGAUCUCGGAGGGGUUUUUUUGGUUUCUAGGUCAUGUAUGAGAAUAAAGUUAGUAUUAUUUUUGAAACGGGCCUAGCUUUGUGUGAUAGCUGUCGGAAGAUUGUUUAUUUUAUAUAGACCAAAUAGCAAAAUUAUUUACUACUGUCCUGCCUAUACAUAUACAUUGUUUUUUAUUUAUAGAAGAUAGUGCAUAUAUAAGCCGUGCCAUGAGAAAACCAACAUAGUGGCUUUGCGACCAGCAUGGAUCCAGACCAGCCUGCGCAUCCGCGCCGUCUAGUCAGAAUCCAUGCUGUUCUCUUUUAAAGCCUACUGCAAUUAGAGAAACCGUUAGCGAACAGCAUGGAUCCUGACCAGGCUGUGCAGGUGUGCAGGCUAGUCUGGAUCCAUGCAGGUCGCAAAGCCACUUUGUUGGUUUUCCCAUGGCACGGCUCAUAUUUGUAUUGAACAUACCUCAGGGUUCUACAAGAUUUUAAAUUUGUCAGUAAAGUUACAGGAGAUAUUGCCUCACUUACAUAUUUUGUAGUAAGUUUUGCUUUAGCUAAAUGAUGUUUAUAGCCAGCAAACUAAUGCUAGUUCUAGAAAUGUUAGAAUUUUGUGAAAAACUUUUGUUGAUGAAAUUACAGCUAGAGUGCACUUCUAUUAGGCAUUCUUUUGUCACCGAAUUUUAGAGUUUUAAAAAAUUUAUAUUCCACUUAUGAAUUGAUUGAUUGAUUGAUUGAUACUUCCUGCAAUGUGAUCUCCCGCGCGGGAGGGUCAAAAUCCCGAUUUUUUCACCUUGCCUCCCGUCUCCCGACCAAAACCAUAUUUCUCCCGGUUUUCAAAAAAAAAAAAUGUAUUAUGACUGGGUUGAUAAUUACCGAGGAGUGGAGUGCCAAACAUGUUUACACAGUAAAUCAAAGUGUCACCGACUGUGUAUUAUACAUUAGCUGGAGGAAAUAGUUGUUUUUCACAGGUGAAUUAUUAAUUGUUUGUUUUGAUAAGGGAUUAGACAAGCAGGGCCUUUUCCACCUGUCUCACGGGGCCGAAUAUCGGCCCAUUCUCAAUGCCAGUUAGGCUCCAUUUUUUACCAAUUUGAAGCAAAAAACUCCUAGUCAUAAGAAAUAAUUCCCAACUGAAAUGAAUUUUAAUUAUUCAAAGAAAAGCUUUGUUCGGUAAUAAAAUCACAUAAUUGUUGGAAAAACCAACCCAUUACUAUUUUUAGAACAGGAGUGUUAUUUCCCCUUUUGCAGUUACGCCAUUUUCUUCCAAUGUUUACCAAAUUAAUUUCUUACUAAAAUCGGACUUAUUUCAUUGAAAAUUGGAUGAAAAUACACACUCAUUUAUUUGAUAACAUCAAUCUACAUUAUUUUGGUAAGGGUAAAUACAUGUUGAUGCAUUUCUGUUCUCUAUUUUUCAUGUCAAAAUCAUCAGUAUUUUUAUACGAAAGUGGGUGGGGUAAGGAAAUUACAUAAUUUAUGUGUUGUGUUCAGACCAAUUUAGAGUCGUUUUUUUUCAGUCCUCGAGUUGAAUAAUGUUAAUGCAUGUUCACCACCAUUUCAGACCUAAAUUCAGACUUUGUUUCUACAAAUUUAAUCUGUUAAGAAAGUUUAAAGUUAGAACAAAAGAGAGCUUCUGUAAAACAGCAUGCUUGACUUUUCUCAGUGAUUGACUCUGAAUUAAAGCUUUGCCAGUAAAAGGAGCAAUUAAAGCUUUGCCAGUAAAGGGGCAUAAUAGUCAAUAGCUUUGAAUGUAACAGAGAUAUUAGACAUUAUAUAAAACUUAAUCAAAAAAAAUGUAAGUUAAAAAGUGGCAUAACGCUGUCAAAAUUCAAACCAAGAGUUAUGAGGAUUGUUUCUUAGAACUGGUGUAUACAUUAUUGUGUGGCCAAAAAUAUUGGCUUUUGUCUCUAAGUUAUGUGUCCGCACGCUUAAUUUAUGUCGAUAAAAAACCUCCAGUUUUGAGACCCCAACUCCAGCUGAAAAAUGGCAAACCUCCAGUUUUGGGAUUCUGUACUUAUCACAUGUAUGAUACUUCAGUGAUUCAAUUAUUUAGAUACAAUUAUACACUAGUGUUUGAUGAUAAAUUGAGAUCUUCAGUGAUUAUCGAUGUUAUUCAUAUUAUUACAGUAAUGCUUGAAGAAAAUUAAACAGAGAAUAAUUACAUA